Molecule: messenger RNA, 988 nt
Organism: Rubroshorea leprosula
Lineage: Eukaryota; Viridiplantae; Streptophyta; Magnoliopsida; Malvales; Dipterocarpaceae
Source: the annotation of a GenBank genome assembly
ACUUUUUUGGUUUUUUUUUUUUACAUUUUACCAACCUUUUUAUAUCUGGCUAUAUCCCUACAAAUAACAGAAACUAGAUUAAUUUACUUUUAAAGUUAAUCCUCUCUUCUUCUCCCAGAAGAAUCAUUUCCUCUAACAUAAAAAAGGGGAAAUUAGAGAAAAACAAAGAAAAUAGGGUAGAAUCCUUCUCUCUCUUUUUCUGCUAUUGACAACCCAUAUGGCAGAAGCUACAAGAGAGAUGGUAGGGUUCAAGGAAGUUAAUUGGACCGUCAAUGGUGAAUGUAAACUCGAGAAGAAGGAUUUUGACUCUGCCUCGAACUUACCAAAUCUAGGGCAAUCAAUGUCAAACAACAAUAAGGUGAGCAUUCGGAAUUCUCUUUAUUCUGGAUUGCCUCUUCCACCAUCUUUGCCAAAACCAGCCCUAACUGAUAUAGUAUUGGGGACCUCAACCCACCAUGUUAAUUACAAAGCUGUUGAUUAUUCCAAUUAUGGUAAACACACUUCUUAUCAAUCUUCAUAUUUGUGGAGUGAUGGUAAGGCAAAACUAAAGAGGAAACGACGUGUGGUGAAGUACAAGUCGUACACUGUCGAGAGCCAAAUGAAGACAUCAUUGAGAAGUGGAUUUCGAUGGAUCAAGAACAAGUAUUGUGAGCUCGUGCAUGGGUACUACUAACGCUAGCUAAGGUGGUGGAGAUGAAAAUAUUAUUGUGUGCUUCGUUUUCUUCUUCCUUGUAUGGGUGGAAUGGAUAGGUUUUCCCAUUCUUUUGAGAUGAUUUCAAUGCCACUUGUUUUGUUCACUAAUGUUUUGAUUUCCCUUUUUGUGGAUGGAAAAGGUUUACCAUUUUUAAAUAUGAAGAAGAAUGUGCAGGUUAUGGAUUUUAAUUUUUUUUAGUUGUCACUCAUUUGCAGUCCCAUGUACUAUGAAUUAAACAAUAUUUCAUUUGUAGUUGUAUCUUUCUUUUUAGUUUAAGAAAUUUGGUUCAUUGAC